This is a messenger RNA of Acyrthosiphon pisum (pea aphid), 1266 nucleotides long. RefSeq names its product hairy E protein-like. NCBI's taxonomy places the organism in Eukaryota, Metazoa, Arthropoda, Insecta, Hemiptera, Aphididae. The coding region runs from base 351 to 1037 and encodes 228 amino acids. Gene Ontology annotation, molecular function: protein dimerization activity. The transcript is spliced from 4 exons. The record is from RefSeq and is marked provisional.
ACAGUCGUUCUUAAGGGUCGGUCGCCACUGCCGCAGCACGCGCACGUCCAGUACACACACCCUUGUCGAUCACGGUCCGCGCCACUAUUAUAAUAUUACUCGACACCCACUCUUAUAAUAAUAUAUUUAACAAUAAAUUACGAUUGUUUUUUUGCGGACGUCUUCCGCACUUGUCCACUGUAUUCCGCCGUACGACAUAACAUUAUUAUCGUAUUAAUAUAGCACAUCUAAUUAUUAUAUUAUAAAUUUAUUCAUUUAUUUUAUAAAUACCUACAACUUAACCGUUUAUCUCCGUGUAUCGAUUGUUUUUUUGUUUCUUUUAUCGCUAUUCUCGGUCCGUUUGAGACGAAAUGUGCCAUACGACGAUUUCCGGUACCGACGACGACGAAAACAUGGACGAGAUCUCUUCGACAUCUCCGCCGCCGACAAACUCCAAGAAACCCGGAAAACUACACAUCGAACCCCGGAAGAUCCGAAAGCCGUUGAUGGAGAAAAAGCGACGGGCAAGAAUAAACCAGAGCCUGGAUGAACUUAAACGAAUCGUAGUGGACGCCGAGAAAUUCGCCGGACAAGACCUCUCCAGAGUGAACAAAUUGGAAAAAGCUGAUAUCCUGGAGAUGACGGUCAGGUACCUGAAACGGAAGUCGACGGCCUCGGUGCCGUCACCGCCACCGCCCGGACCGGAAGUAUACGCGGCUGGAUACAGGCGGUGCAUAGGACAGGUCCAAGAGCUGUUGGCCGAACAGUGGACGGACGAGCGGCGGCUAAUGUCCGGUCAAAGGAUGAUCGAGCACUUGGAGUCGUGCGCGAGGAGGCUGAAUAACGCGCCGGCGAACCGAUUGUCGUCGUCUACGUCUUCACCUUCGGACCAACCGCCAAACACCAAUGUCACCGUCAUGAGCAGUAAUAACGUUUGCUCUUCGUCGUCAUCUUGCUCGUCCGACGAAGAUGAUAGUGGCGCGGCGACGGAGGACCGUACCGCGACAGAGUUACGCCGAGACGCCACCCCCGCAAAGUUGAUGUGGAGGCCUUGGUAGACAACCGCUGACCACAUCACACCUGUUUUCGCGCUCUCGUUUGACAUACGUUAUUCACCAUCGUAAUGUAAUAAUUAUUAAUAAUUGUAUGCCGUUACUGUACCUGUUCUCCAAGACUUUAGUUCGUAAGACAUAUUGUAAAUAUUAAAUAUUGUAUCCCGGCGAUAAUGAUGAUUAUGUUUUUAUAUCUGAAAUAAUAAGACAAUCGAUCGAAUCGUUAUCAUUUCAA